AUGUCGAACCCCAAGAAACGGGGGGCCGAGUCUGCGCCUCCGCCCAAGAAGAACAAGAAGAGAAAGACAAAGAGCAGCCGAGACGACGAAGCUCUCGACACCGACCUCGGAAUCAACACCCUUGUGGCCCGCAUGGACAACCAGCUGCUGGCCGAUCACUUGGCGCAAAAGACGACUCGUUUCGGGGGCGAUCUGAGCUCCGUCGAGCUGUCCGACCUGACCGUGCCAGCGAGCUGUAUACGGGACACGUCAUCCUGGCAGGGGAACAGGACCCUCGAGCACCUCCCCUCCUUCUUGGAGGCCUUUGCGCAAGAUGCCGAAAGCCUGAAGAAGGCGCCUAAAAAGAAUGGCUCGCCUCACACGCUCAUCGUCGCUGGGGCUGGGCUGAGGGCAGCCGACAUCGUCAGGGCGGUUCGCAAGUUCUCCAGCAAGGACAACGCAGUCGCCAAGUUGUUUGCCAAGCACAUCAAGGUCGACGAGCAAGUCGCCUUCCUCACGAGCAGGAAGACGGGCAUCGGCGUCGGCACGCCGGCGCGCCUGAUGGAGCUGAUGGACAAUGGCGCGCUCUCCCUGGACAAGCUGCAGCGUCUUGUCGUGGAUGCCUCGCACAUCGACCAGAAGAAGCGAGGCGUCUUGGAUAUGAAGGACACCAUGAUGCCUCUUGCCCGCUUCUUGACGAGGGAGGAGCUCAAGAGCAGAUACGGCGACGAGAAGAAGCCGCUGGCCCUGCUGUUUUACUAG
Messenger RNA from Hirsutella rhossiliensis, 741 nucleotides. Its product is annotated as u3-containing 90S pre-ribosomal complex subunit domain-containing protein. The record is from RefSeq and is a predicted model, not a curated record. The coding region runs from base 1 to 741 and encodes 246 amino acids. Gene Ontology annotation, cellular component: 90S preribosome; nucleus. NCBI's taxonomy places the organism in Eukaryota, Fungi, Ascomycota, Sordariomycetes, Hypocreales, Ophiocordycipitaceae. The transcript has 5 exons.